UAAUUUAGAAUAAAAGAAACGCAAAUCUUAUCUUCUCUCUAUCUCGUUCAUUUCAUUUGCCUCAACAACGUGAAACAUUAAAAUGAAAAUGAAAAUAAAAAUAAAUAGGAAAAAGCCAAACGGAAUUUGGAGCCGUGAGACUGAGCACACAGCAAGACGCAAGUGAAGUGAAGUGAAGUCGGCAAGAAAGAGGAAAAAAAGAAAAAAGAAAAAGAAAAAGAAAAUGUAGAAAAGAGAAGAAAAAAUAAUAAAAAAAAGGAAUUUAUAUUUAAUCCGAAUCCGAUAGUAGAAGUUGUAGCGGUCAAGCCGAGCCGAUCCGAUGACGCGAGCCACUCACAGACUGGGGUUCCCCCAACAACACGCGCCCCUCCCCGGCGACCGUACCGUAUUAUCCCACUCUUUCGCCUUGCCGUUUCGCUUUCUCUCUCAUCCUCUUCUUUCUAACUCUCUCUUUCUCUCUCUUCUCCAACCCUAAUCCCAUGCCGGACUUCCACGACUCUCUCGCGCCGCCGCCGCCGCCGUCGCGCCCCGUCCCCGUCCGCGAGGACUGCUGGUCCGAGGAUGCCUCCUCCACUCUCGUCGACGCCUGGGGCCGCCGCUACCUCGAGCUCAACCGCGGCAACCUCCGCCAGAAGGACUGGCAGGACGUCGCCGACGCCGUCAACGCGCUCCACGGCCAUACGAAGAAGACCCACCGCACCGACGUCCAGUGCAAGAACCGCAUCGACACCAUUAAGAAGAAGUACAAGAUCGAGAAGGCUAGGGUUUCCUCCUCCAACGGCGCUGUCUCUUCCUCCUGGCCUUUCUUCGACCGCUUAGACGCCCUCAUCGGCCCUAAUUUCACCGCCAAGAAAUCCUCCUCCUCCCCCUCGCCUUCUCCGCCUGUCGCGCUUCCGCUCCUCCCGCAUCGGAAGAACAACCCCUCCCCCCCCGCGAUUGCCGUCCCUCCCACCGCCGUCGCUCUCCCCCAGAAGCGCUCUGCCGCCGCCGCGAUGGACGAGGGCUACUUCCGGAGGAACUACUCCGCUGUGGCUGCUGCUGCCGCUGCGGCCGAGGCUGACGAGGAGGAUGACGAGGAAGAGGAGGAGGAGGAGGAGGAGCCCGAAGAGGAGGAGGUCGAGGAGGAGGAGGAUGAGGGCAGGGGGAGCGAGGUGGAGGAGGGGGAUAAGGAGAGGGAAGGGAUGAGGAGGUUGGCCAGGGCGAUUGAGAGGUUUGGUGAAGUUUACGAGAGAGUGGAGGGGCAGAAGCUCAGGCAGAUGGUGGAUUUAGAGAAACAGAGGAUGCAGUUUGCUAAAGAUCUUGAAGUGCAGAGGAUGCAGAUGUUUAUGGACACACAGGUUCAGCUCGAGAGAAUUAAGCGCGGGAAACGAUCUGGGUCUAACGAUAUGCAUAGCUAGCCAAGUGGGCGAUGGUGCUGGAAAGGCUGUCUUGCUUCUAAUCAUGGAAAAGUACAUAUCUUCAGCUGAUAUACUGUGAUGAGGGAAUAUCUGCAAUAGAAAUUUAUCCUGGAGUAAUUUUGGAUUCUUUUAGCUAGCCUUUAAUUUGUUGUUAUUAGUCCUUAUAAAUUAAUUCAGCAACUGUACUAGGCCUAAUUUGGCUCCGAUAUAGAAUAUGCUCCAAUGUAUAACACUCUUAUGCCAAAUGCCCUCCCUUAUUAUCGCUUUCCAA
This is a messenger RNA of Cajanus cajan (pigeon pea), 1668 nucleotides long. The record is from RefSeq and is a predicted model, not a curated record. NCBI's taxonomy places the organism in Eukaryota, Viridiplantae, Streptophyta, Magnoliopsida, Fabales, Fabaceae.